This is a messenger RNA of Symbiodinium sp. CCMP2456, 1593 nucleotides long. The record is from the annotation of a GenBank genome assembly. Lineage: Eukaryota; Dinophyceae; Suessiales; Symbiodiniaceae.
AUGACGGGUGUCCCGCCACCCCGCAGCUUCGAACCUCCGCCAGGCUCCAAGGUGAAGCCGAAGAAGAUCCUAUCGCCGAUCCACCACUACUUGUCCCGCUCACGCAAGCCCUUUUGGUGUGCGGAGCAGCCUCUCACUCGACCGCCGCGGAUUUACGUGGAUCAGAAGUCCGUCUUCCGGGAGGUGGCCGCCGUGACGCAGCUCCGACGUGGGGACCACUGCAUGAUCACCUUGAACGUGCUGCGGUGCCUGAGCCCUUGGGUGGACUACCUGGUGAGUUUGAUGGGUUCGCUGGAGCUCUUCCACCUCUACCACCACUUUGUUAUCCUCGAUGACGUGGCUUUCGUGGACGAGUUCGGGGUUCCAAGAACUGAGCAGGAUGACAUCGUGAGCAUUAUGGAGUACUCGAACACCGUCGAAGGCUUCAUCGAAGAAGUCCGUGUCCAGGCCUUCGGGGCCUGGUGCUCGCUGCCCCGCGUCGUCCUUCAAACGCUGCUCCACAAGGCCCACUGUCACAAGGUGCCGCUGGCGGAUUAUGGCGACAUGCCGCACAUCUUUCGGAUGGAGGAGAAGCUCACUGAAGUGGACCGCGAGCGGAUCGUCCGUGAUGCUGUGAACUUGAUUGACAAUCAGAUCAGUUACAACAUUCUGUGGGCCAACUGCGAACACACCACGAACCUCGUCUCUGGAAAGCAGCAGUACACUUCCCCCGAAGUGCACUUCUUUAUUUGGAGCUUGGUGCGUUAUACUUUGACACUUUUGGGUUUGGCGACCCUCCAUGUCGUGACAUUAAAAUGCUACAGCAGAUACUGCCUCCACUUCCCGCUUUGGGCACUGGUGGCCUACUACUCCUGCACGGCUUUGCCAGUAUUGGCCCAGAUUCUUGUCCAAUUUGCCCGCAUGGCGCACACGGUGGCCGCCUCCUGGCGCAAAAGCCUCAUCUCCAGAAAUGACGUCUACCAUUUGCUGGUGAAGGAGCUUUGCCGUGCCAUCUUCAACGGAGCGCUUGCUGUCGGCUUUCUGGUGUGGGCUCCUGAUAUGAUCAAAAUUGCAGACGGUAGGUAUCCUGUGCGGAUCUCCAUCGCCAUCGUCUUUGCUUACCUCGCCAGUGAUGCCGCCUUCGCACUGCUCGCCCAGGUGGUGACGCGGAUCCUCGUGAAGACCAAGGGCCAUUUCUGGUUGAUCGGCGGCAGCGACCACACGUGGGAGGAGGAGCAACUCCUCAAGGCCAAGGCACACACGGAGCUAACGGUGCGGUGCGGUGCACGUGCACCGUUCUGUUUUUUUGGCUGCUUGUCUGCCGCCGCUCCACCGGCCGGAGGCCCACAAAGGCAAAGUGGAAUGAGCGCACGUGCAUGUCUUAGCUCGACCUUACUCUUCUUCGCGACUCCAAGAGCUGCGAACUUCAAGUGCUUGAAGUCUCCCCAAACGUCUGUGUUUUCCGAUUUGCACAGAGACGAGAGACGAGCCAGGCCGGACAAGAAAAAGGUGCCGGCGACAAGGGCUCUGGCUCUGCCGCUCUGUCAAAAAACUUGCUCUGCUCCGCUUCGGCUCGUUGGCCCCGCUCUCUCUCGAAAGGAGGGAAGGCGGUGA